Molecule: messenger RNA, 1738 nt
Organism: Mya arenaria
Lineage: Eukaryota; Metazoa; Mollusca; Bivalvia; Myida; Myidae
Exons: 7
Coding region: 137-1405 (422 amino acids)
Source: RefSeq, a predicted model, not a curated record
CACGAGUGUACCAUUGUCUUCAUUUAUUUAUGCUAAUCAAUCGUAACCUAUAUCAUACGAGUGCUGUGUUUUGAUUAAAUAGUCGGGCUUUUUAUGGUUUAAAUAUUUAUGAGAAUUAAGUGAAAGCAGCAUAAGUAUGGAACCAAUACAGAAAAAAAGUAUUUCCUUGCCUAUUGUGCCCACGAGUUUGCCACUGAGCUCCCCCAGGAGUCCGGGUGCGGCGGGGGCAUAUGUUCAGCAAGAAGCAGACACAGAGGCCGGGUCCGAACCCAAGGGCAAGUCGUUCUUUACACUUGGCAAGAAGAAGAAGGACAAGAAGCGGGAAAUACAGCGACUGACGGACGAAAACCAUGACCUCGAAAUCAAGGUGGAAAUAGCGGAAAGGAUCAACGACGAGUUGCUGGAACGCAUGCAAAACCUAGUGAGAGAUCAUCCCUACAAGGACUUGAUCAAUUUACAUGGCAGCAAUGUGCAGAUCGGUACAAAUAAUACAAUCUACACGGUGGGAGACAUCGAAGCUGUAUUGGAGGAUGUUGAAAACCUCGCGGACAAACUGACAUCCGCCAUAGAGGAGAACACGGCAGCCAGGUCCAUGGCCGAAAACAAACUACGCAAUGCUGAGAUUCAACUGAAAGAGAUUACAUAUUCGCUAGAAGGCUGUAAAACCAUGCUUGCCAAGAUGGAUACGAAGUCAGUAAAGAACAUGGACAAUUUAAAGUCGCUGCUGGAGGGUCUGUGCAAAGACCGGUCUGACGAGGCUGUCUUAAAGGAAGGGGUGAAGGCGUUCUGUGGUUACAUGUUUAGCAAGAAACAGAAGGUCACCGUGCCCGCCUCUGUCAAGCUGGCUGUCAACAGGAUAAUCGACAAGUUUGAUUUUACCAACUUCUAUGAAUUUGCAAGUAUGCUGAACGUUGACCCUACAUCUAUUGAUCACGAGUUUGUUGUUGAAGAGGCCGAUGAGAUGACUAAAGUUUGUGUGAAUAUUCUUUGCCAGUGGAUAAAAGAAUCAAGAGACAGCAAUGGUGACAAGCUGUAUGGUUUAGUAAACGAGUAUGAACAGGAGCGGUACCUAGAAAUGAAAAAUGAUUACAAAAAAGGAACACUUGGACGUGCAAAAUCGCGCCCUAGAAUACACAGCAAGCCUGAUACAUCCUUGUCGAAGUGUCUGGAAGGAGGAAUUGAUGAGCGAAGCAUAAUAAAGAAGAGUGCGGACCCCGACAAACCAUCCCAGUUCAUGCACUUCCUGGAGUCCAUGAGGUACCAAGUAGCUACGGAGCAUAAGUUGUCUGACAUUCGCAGACUUGUGGAAGACAUUCACGGGGUAGUCUGUGGUGACACAGACUCCGUGAGUAGCCCUAACGGCUCAAUCACUGUACCUAAGUCAGUAUUUUCAGAUCAGCAGUAGUCCAUAUGGUAUUUGGCCGUACAAACACGAUAUCCUUUGUUUCUGUGUUACCUUACGGUAAAGAUGUGUUGAUGUAAUCACAACAAAAUUCAUGUAGUAUUUACUUUUAGUAACACAGAAGUGCGCAUCCCUCCCUGUCAGUUUUCUAGCUUUAAAAUAUAAUUUAUACAUGUAUCAGAAUGAGAAUAAAUGUUUUGUUCCUUAUGUAUCAUUAUGAAUAAAAGGAUUGGACUGUCCUCAACAACAUUCAAAAAUAUAUUUCAUAUAUUUGUGCUAUAUUUCAGUUUGUAACGGAUUUAUUUCUUUUGUGAAUUUGAAUAAAUGUAAACGAUG